GAGAGGCCAGUACGCUUUUAACCCCUUGGGUACCUUACAAUCACAGCCAUCCUGAAACUGCCGGGUAGGGCAACAGGUACGCAUGCUUUUUCCUCGUGUGUAUGUUUUCUUCAAAUGAUGACACUAGUGCAGACCUCUGCGUAGUUUGAUCUGUCGACCUAACGAGCUACAUGUAUUUGGGUCAGAGAAGACAUUGUUUUCCUGUACCUUUAAGAGUGAGGCGCAGUGUGCAGGACUACACUGGGGACGUAAAUUCAAACACUUGGCUCCUCCUAAUUUUACGGUUUCGUUUCCUGGAGGUCGAGUCUGUCGUGUUGUUGACAAAAACACGUAACAAAUAUCGUUUUUUACUGGGCAAAAUGGGUCAGUCGUUGCCGACCCUGGACUGCGAGCCCUCGGUGUGUCCUUUGUGCCACGGUAUAUGUCGGAAUCCGACCGCGCUGAGAUGCAAACAUAUUUUCUGCUACUGCUGUAUACAGGAGUUAUGGAGUGGUUCGCCCACCGGUCCAUACUACUGCCCCGAGUGCAAGGAGGAGUACAAGACAUUACCGGUGGGGUUCAAGAGAGACACUACCGCAAGUCCGUGGCGACAUGAAGCGCCUGCACAUACACGCACAGCCACAGAAGGCAGAGCCAAUGAAGAGGAUGUCAUUGAGAUCAAUUCGGAGGGCUGGACCCUUGGGAAGGGGUCCAAGCGUCUGUUAGGGAAGAGACCAGCCAGUUCUCCUGUCCCAGGAGGCCAUCUUCACGACAACAAGAGACAAGCCACUGGCAGCUCCUCUUCCUCCCACUCCAGGGGACAGUCUGGUGACCGUAAGAGACCCGCCACUUCCUCUUCCUCCUCUUCAGCCAAUCAGAACACGUCGUCUGACGUCGAAUUGUCCAGUGAGGAGGAGGUGCCAGCAGCACCAUUCUCCUUAGCAACCAAACCGUCUAGUACUGCGUCCGUCGCCGUCAGAGGUCCGGACCUGACACGUGAUAGGUCUAGGUCCCCUAGGAGAGACCCACCCAUUGAGCUGGACCAACCCCCUGCUGCAACAGAACCUCUUACAAGAGAACCCCUGAAUGACCCUAGAAAAUCACCUGAAGAAGCCGCAGGUCACAUGACCAACACAUCGCCAAGAAGAAUCACCACCGUUGAACUGGACCCACCGCCACCCCCUGCAAGAGAUCCGUACACACCCGCCAAGAAUCCUGCUGAAACGACCCAAACAACCCAUUUACGUUUAGUCACCCCUACGAAGGAGAAGCCUGUUGAAGCUGAGUGGGAGCCUCUUCCAGAGAUCUCCAACAGAUCUGGUCCAAUCGGCACGUCCACCUCUCCUACCCGUGCUGCCAACAACCUGUCCCCUGGACGUACCAACCUGUCCCCCAGCCUGGCUCGUCAAACCUCUAGGGAGACCUUCCUACCCUGCCACUAUUGCCCCAGCCAGGGCUCUCUCCCUGCGGUGAAGACCUGCCUAGUGUGUGGAGCCUCCAUGUGCUCCGAACACCUCCGGCCUCACCUGGAGUCCCCUGUCUUCCAGAGCCACACCCUGGUACCCCCUGUGGAGGACACCUCACCCUGGAGGUGCCCGGAACACCAGGAGAUGAACCGAAUCUACUGCCGUCAGUGUAGUGUGUGUGUCUGUACCGUGUGUACCGUGAUCGGGUCGCACCGGGACCACGCUUGCGUCAGCAUCAGAGAGGCCGAGAGGGAGCUGAGGGGGAACCUGAAACAGGAGAUGAAGAAGAUGCAGGGAACGGAACAGUCUUUAAUCAGCAGAGUGACUGAGAUGACAGAGAAGAAACAGAGAUUCCAGGUGUUGCUAGGUGACGCGCGUGCGGGUGUGCAGCAGCAGUACGAGACCAUGCGUGAGGCCCUGCAGCAGGAGGAGGACACGGCCCUGCUGUGUGUGACUCGGGAGGAGAGCAGGGCGGUGGGGGGACUGGAGGAACAGCUGACACAGCUACAGGAAACCCUCUCCUCCCUCCAACGGGGUCUUCAUACUCUGGAAGGGCUGGCUGACACCCGGGGCGCCGCACGCGUACAGGAACAGUCCUUCAUCACGGAGUACAGUAAGAUAACCAAAAGUGUGUCUGAGAGCUGUUCUGUGGAGGAGCUGGAGGUUCCACAGGAGGUGGACAGGGCCAGGCUGAGAUGCCUACAGCAGUGGACUGAGAGGCGGCUGGUCUCAGUGGUCAUCUCCCUGCCUGACCGGGACCCCUUCAGGCUGCUCUAUGGUGCCAGCCCCCGUCUGGACCCGGACACAGCCCACCCCAAGCUGCUCAUCUCUGAGGAGAACAGGAAGGUGUCUUACAGCGAGGUCCAGCAGGCCUACCCGGAGCAGGGGGCUCGCUUUAGCUCCUUCCCCCAGGUCCUGGCCUCUAAACCCCUGCAGGGAGGCCGUGCAUACUGGGAGGUGGAGGUGGAGGAAGACGAGGGCAAAUGGAAGGUGGGAGUCUGCGAGGGUCAGAUCGGCCGUAAGGGCCAGAAAGACUCCUGCCGUAUCGGCUUCAACCCCUAUUCUUGGUGCCUGCUGAGUGAGAAGGGGAAGAUAGAAGCCCUGCACGACAAGGUGGCUGUCCCUGUGGAGGUCGACGGACUGGGAAGGGUUGGGGUGUUGCUGGAUUUCGAGGAAGGUAGCCUGUCGUUCUAUAAAGUGGCACAAGGGGGCGCUCUGAGCUUGCUCCAUUGUUUUAAACAGAGGUUCAGUGAACCAUUGUAUCCUGCACUAGCCGUGUCUAAAACCCAGCUCAACAUUCCUGAUCUGUUCCAGGCAGAAUCUGUUAAGUCAGAGUAGUUACACGGGUAAUUCAGUUCUCUAU
Molecule: messenger RNA, 2808 nt
Organism: Oncorhynchus kisutch (coho salmon)
Lineage: Eukaryota; Metazoa; Chordata; Actinopteri; Salmoniformes; Salmonidae
Product: tripartite motif-containing protein 16
Exons: 11
Coding region: 171-2783 (870 amino acids)
Molecular function (GO): zinc ion binding; protein binding
Source: RefSeq, a predicted model, not a curated record